This is a messenger RNA of Lottia gigantea (owl limpet), 863 nucleotides long. RefSeq lists its product as hypothetical. NCBI's taxonomy places the organism in Eukaryota, Metazoa, Mollusca, Gastropoda, Lottiidae. The record is from RefSeq and is a predicted model, not a curated record. The coding region runs from base 9 to 863 and encodes 284 amino acids. Gene Ontology annotation, molecular function: oxidoreductase activity, acting on metal ions. The transcript is spliced from 6 exons.
GUACAGUAAUGCAGUUGAUCAAGAUUUUCAGUGUUAUUAUAAUGGUGAUAGGACCAGUUGAUUCUUACUCUGAUGGUGCACCUGAAUCAGUAUGUAAAUCAAUGGAUCCGUCCAAAGGUCACGGCGCUUUACCUCAAACAACAGAAUCUUGGUAUUAUAUUAAAGUCAACUCUGAUUAUUACCAACCCGGACAUCAAUUAGAAGUUCAGAUAAUGUUAAAGAAAGCUGGUCAAUACUUUGAAGGUUUUAUGCUGGAGGCAAGGCGGGUAGAUCCUGAUGAAAAAUGUGGAGAAAAAGUUGGAACAUUUGAAGAAAGAAACGAAACCCAAUUGAUAUGUUCUGGUCAAACGCGAAUACAACCAGUCAGAGCCAAAGUCUAUAAACGUUUACCGGUGACUCAAACCUCCGCAGAUAUAAAGAGAAAUUUAACUUUCAUAUGGAAUGCACCCCAAAAGUCUUCUGGUAAUAUACAAUUUAGAGCAACUCUGGUUAAAUCUGAGAAAGUAUUUUGGUUAAAUGUAGUGUCGAAGGUGAUAUAUGAUAAGUCUUCAGGUAAAAAGAUCAAAAAUAGUCGAAAAGAUUUUGUUGAGUGUCCAGUUACUUCAACCACUGUCAUAUCAAAGCCAACAGUAACAAGUCCACCUACUUCUAAACUUGAAAGUGACGCUGCAUGUGGUGAUACUAUCGGAUGUUUUCAUGACUGUAAAAAAGAUGGUAGUUGCAACUUUAUAUUUUCAUGGAAGGAAGUUGGUGAAAUAAUGGAAAUGAAUAUGAAAAUGGCCUUUUCUGGUAAUGACCAAAAUAAAUGGAUGGCCGCUGGCUUUUCUGACGAUGAUAUGAUGGUAGGUGAGAGAGGUCGAUAA